AUGGAAAAAGCAAAAUCUGCAGCAACCUUCGGAUAUUUUGGAGUGGGAAAGGUCAGGGAGGAGAGGGAAGGCAGCGGCGGGGGAGUUGACUGGGAGGGAAAGGUGACCGAUAUAAAAGCUGACACAUUACAAUUCAUCAACAAGUUGGUAAGCGGCUUCACCUCAGCUAACAUCGUCAUGAAAACUGCACUACUUGCCGUGUUGGCAGUCAACCUGGCGACCGCCUGUUGGGCUGCUCCGAAGGCCAGCGGUGGUGGAGGAUCUGUGGGCGGAGGCUAUGGCUCUGGUGGAGGUGGAGGAGGCUCCUUCGGCGUGGGAGGAGGGCUUGGCAUCGGUGGAGGCGUAGGAGGAUCCUUCGGUGGAGGAGGAGGAGCAGGGGGAUAUGGUUCUGGAGGAAGAGGGGGAGGAUCUGGCUCUGGAGGGGCCACUGCGACCAUCAACUUCAAUCUUGGAGCACCAAAAGGCUCCUCUGACGGAGGCUUCGGGGGUGGAUCUGGAGGUGGAUACAGUGGUGGUUCCAGUGGAAGCUUCGGAGGUGGACACGGAGGCGGUUCCAGCGGAGGAUUUGGCGGGGGCUUCGGGGGUGGUUCCUCAGGUGGAUACAGUGGUGGUUCCAGUGGAAGCUUCGGAGGGGGUUCCAGUGGAGGCUUUGGUGGAGGCUUCGGAGGCGGUUCCUCAGGUGGAUACAGUGGAGGUUCCAGUGGAAGCUUCGGAGGCGGUUCCAGCGGAGGCUUUGGUGGAGGCGGUUCCUCGGGUGGAUACAGUGGUGGUUCCAGUGGAAGCUUCGGAGGCGGUUCCAGCGGAGGCUUUGGUGGAGGCGGUUCCUCGGGUGGAUACAGUGGUGGUUCCAGUGGAAGCUUCGGAGGCGGUUCCAGCGGAGGCUUUGGUGGAGGCGGUUCCUCGGGUGGAUACAGUGGUGGUUCCAGUGGAAGCUUCGGAGGCGGUUCCAGCGGAGGCUUUGGUGGAGGCGGUUCCUCGGGUGGAUACAGUGGUGGUUCCAGUGGAAGCUUCGGAGGCGGUUCCAGCGGAGGCUUUGGUGGAGGCUUCGGAGGCGGUUCCUCAGGUGGAUACAGCGGUGGUUCCAGUGGAAGCUUCGGAGGUGGACACGGAGGCGGUUCCAGCGGAGGAUUUGGCGGGGGCUUCGGGGGUGGUUCCUCAGGUGGAUACAGUGGAGGUUCCAGUGGAAGCUUCGGAGGCGGUUCCAGCGGAGGCUUUGGUGGUGGCGGUUCCUCAGGUGGAUACAGUGGUGGUUCCAGCGGAGGCUUUGGUGGAGGCUUCGGAGGCGGUUCCUCAGGUGGAUACAGUGGAGGUUCCAGUGGAAGCUUCGGAGGCGGUUCCAGCGGAGGCUUUGGUGGUGGCGGUUCCUCAGGUGGAUACAGUAGUGGUUCCAGUGGGAGCUUCGGAGGGGGUUCCAGCGGAGGCUUUGGUGGAGGCUUCGGAGGCGGUUCCUCAGGUGGAUACAGUGGAGGUUCCAGUGGAAGCUUCGGAGGCGGUUCCAGCGGAGGCUUUGGUGGUGGCGGUUCCUCAGGUGGAUACAGUGGUGGUUCCAGUGGAAGCUUCGGAGGUGGUUCUAGCGGAGGCUUUGGUGGUGGCGGUUCCUCAGGUGGAUACAGUGGAGGUUCCAGUGGAAGCUUCGGAGGCGGUUCCAGCGGAGGAUUUGGCGGGGGCUUCGGAGGUGGUUCCUCAGGUGGAUACAGUGGUGGUUCCAGUGGAAGCUUCGGAGGCGGUUCCAGUGGAGGAUUUGGCGGAGGCUUCGGAGGUGGUUCCUCAGGUGGAUACAGCGGUGGUUCCAUUGGAAGCUUCGGAGGCGGUUCCAGCGGAGGCUUUGGUGGAGGCGAUUCCUCAAGUGGAUACAGUGGUGGUUCCAGUGGAAGCUUCGGGGGUGGACAUGGAGGCGUUUCUGGCUUCGGUUCUACUUCUGUGGGAGGAGGAUACGGUAAAUGAAUGCUUAUUCCUGUCAAGACGAAAGCAGCUAGUCUGAACUAUGGCAAUUCUGAAUAAAACUAUA
Molecule: messenger RNA, 2008 nt
Organism: Penaeus indicus
Lineage: Eukaryota; Metazoa; Arthropoda; Malacostraca; Decapoda; Penaeidae
Exons: 3
Coding region: 1-1944 (647 amino acids)
Source: RefSeq, a predicted model, not a curated record